AUGCGUUCGGCCGGCUGGAGCGGGUCCAUGUGUCCGGCAUCACCCAGCCAAGGGACGCUGUCGCUUCUGCAAUCGGCUGAGCACAAGCCAAUGCUGCAGGCAGUGGGGGUGACGAGCUCGCUGGCUUGCUGUGUUGGAUCUCCGCCAGGAUUUGCGGCUAGGCCAGGCUAUGUUUACACGGCGGCCCAUUGGAGCCCCAUCACCUACGAGACGGCGGACGGCAACCCUGAGCUCGAUCUUGAUCUUGCGCAGUUCCCUCAGUGGUAUCGCCCCCUUUGUGACCUACGCCGCAUCCAAGAAGUGGCCGAACAAGCCGCGUGGCGCUGGUACGAAGAGCAUCAGCCCGCCUGGCAGCUCGCGGGGAUCAAUCCCGGCCACAUCCUCCGGGCCGUACGUGCUUCCAGUGUCUCCGUUAUCGCGUUCGUAGCGGAUCUGGUGCUAGAUUCGCGACCGGGCCAGAGCUCCCUGCCUGCCAUCGACUUCCCUCACUGGGUCGACAUGCACGACGUGGCUCGCGCUCACUUGCUGGCCCUUACGACUCCGCAGGCCCGCGGUCACCGCUUCAUUCUUGCUCCCUGGAAGGUGCCCUAUUCAUCCUUCACAGAAAUCGUAUUGGAGAGAUUGAGCCUGCAGCCUACGGACCAGCCUCAGCUACUGCCUGGGAUAUCUCAGGGGAGGGUUCCGGUGCAAAAUGGGAUCAUCACAGCCGUGGCAGAUCAGGCUGAGAUGCAACCGCCCAAUGCCUCCACCAUAGUCCACCGCGCCGCUGCAGCAGUUCUGGCCUUUGGAGUGACCACCGUCUGCAAUACGCACUUGGAGACGCGAUUCGUGCCGGAGCUGCGCCGUGCAGCGGCGGAGGACCCAGACGCUGCCGAUUUCCGAACCGCCAGCCAGGCAGCAACCAUCGCGGGGGGCGGGGGUCUUGCUGAGUACACGCGACAAUAA
Aspergillus japonicus CBS 114.51 is the source of this 945-nucleotide messenger RNA. RefSeq lists its product as uncharacterized. Gene Ontology annotation, molecular function: oxidoreductase activity, acting on the CH-OH group of donors, NAD or NADP as acceptor. The record is from RefSeq and is a predicted model, not a curated record. The transcript has 3 exons. NCBI's taxonomy places the organism in Eukaryota, Fungi, Ascomycota, Eurotiomycetes, Eurotiales, Aspergillaceae. The coding region runs from base 1 to 945 and encodes 314 amino acids.